AUGGUAUUUUACAAUCUAAAAUAUGAAGAGACUUUUACUAAAGUAUUAUAUCCAUUAUUCAGCAAUGAAACAAAGCAAAUGGUAUGCACUACUCUUGAAGAUAGACCAAUUUUGUAUGUGACGGAGCAGACAAAAGAAAUCAAAGAUAAAGAAAUUCCAAUUAAAAAAGAAAUUGCAGAAGUACGGAAAAGUAAUAAAAAACUACUUCUGCCACUCCGUGAAGCAGAAACAACUGCAGCUGAUCGCAUUCGCCGAAUGAAUCAUUAUGAAAAAGAAAAGUUGUCAUUAAAGAACACCAGUAUAUGUCUGGCAAAAUAUUCAGAAGAAAAGACCAGUCUUCUGCGACAGCACAACACGCUUGAGAAUGAGUUUGAGAAGGAAGAAGUCUUUGAGCUUCGAAAUAAUUUCAUUGCAACUCUGAGUGAAUUUCAGAGACGAAAGGAAUUAAAAAAUGGAGUCUUGGAAAAGAAGAUACAAAAUAUUAGAGAGAAAUUAGAAGAAACAGAGACUGACAUCAAAGAUAUGCUAGUUACAAGUAAACUGGACCCAGCUACUAUGGCAGCUGUUACUGUGAAACUAGAAUUUACACUGGAUAUUAAAAACAAGACAAUUGCACGGCUGCAGUAUAAAUUAUGUAAGGCUAGUAAAGCCCAUGAUGAUUUAUUGGAACUAUAUGAAAGAAAACUCCAACAGCUAGGAAUUCCAAAGGAGGAACUGGGCCUCGUUCCACUGAGAACAAAUGUUAUGAGCCAUGCACCAGCUGGCCUAGUGACACGUAACCGUUAA
This is a messenger RNA of Schistocerca gregaria, 786 nucleotides long. Its product is annotated as dynein regulatory complex subunit 4-like. Bases 1 to 786 code for a protein of 261 amino acids. Gene Ontology annotation, cellular component: Golgi apparatus; motile cilium; microtubule. The record is from RefSeq and is a predicted model, not a curated record. Gene Ontology annotation, biological process: cell motility. The transcript is spliced from 6 exons. Gene Ontology annotation, molecular function: microtubule binding; small GTPase binding. Lineage: Eukaryota; Metazoa; Arthropoda; Insecta; Orthoptera; Acrididae.